AUGGCUCCUCCUCGAGACAAUUCGGGCCAGUCAGCCCCCCUAAUGUCCCAAGACCUGCAGUCUAGUACUGCUGUUGGGUUCCAACAGCAAGGGACAGUGGACUGGACCAGAGUAAUGAGCGGGAGCGUCACAUUCUCUGUCGACGUACUGUCACGAUUGUCAAAGGCAGGUGUAGAAGCCUUCACCAUCUAUGCCGCCAGGGCAAUCUUUUCCAACGUCAAGCUCGGAUCAAAUGGCGAACUACGUCUUCAUCAGGCCCUCGAUAAAAUCACUGCUUUCCCUUCGUUUGGAAAAGCGCUCUGGUUUGGGUUCGGGGUAAAGCAUAUCAUAUGGAGCAUGCAGGAAUCUACAGAAGGCUUGAACUGUCUUGGUAUCUGUGCCUGUCUGACAGAGGGAUUCUCAACAAUCGUUGCCGCCAAGGUUAUACGAGAGCUCUUCCUGCUAUAUGACCCACCGUCAGAGCUUACCCCUGCGCUGAGACAGUGGAUCGCACUAGUUGAGUCCUCUGGGGGACUGCUCGCCUCGUCGGAGUUCGGUUUGGUCUUGCAUGGUUUGACCAAGCUCUUUCUCAGAGACAGCAUAUGCAACUUGCAAGGUUCUGGACCGCCAAAGGACAUUGCGCUAGUGCUGAAGCAAGUCUUCGAAGUCUCAGCAGGGCGCCUUGAUCGUCUUUUCUUGUCAGGUGGUACAGACUGCGCUUGGGUUGCUGCAGUAGCCCACUGGCUUCUGGACCUCCGAGUCGAGGUCCAGGACCAGGAUGGCACGAUUAUCUAUCGACCUGAUGGCACAAGAAGUCAGUCCUCCCCGGAUGCUCAAGUUAUCGUAACUUAUCAUCAGGGGCAAUCUCGUGAAAUACUUCAGGUUGACCGCAAACACUAUGUCGUUCGGAGCGGCACACUGCUAUUCAGUCAGGCACAAUAUCAGGAUCUUAUGUCAUAUGGCAGAGUUCCAUGGGCGAGCUGUCUAGUUGAUACCUUUGGUAGCCCCAUGAGGCUUCUUCUAGGAUCUCAAGCUCGGGUUACUGGGGCCUGUCUGGGCUCUGCCGCACGCAUCUUCCAUGCUAUUCUGAGAGAUGGCGAGGGUCACAUGGAAUUUUCACUUAUGAGUAACCCACGACGCUGUCACCCACCAAUCUUAGAAUCUAGCUAUGGGAGAGGGUUUUAUCUGUUGGCUCGUCGCUUACUACCUGAACUCGGCGAAAACACAAUCCUGGACCGGUCCAUGGAGGCGGCUAUGAACAAAGGAUACGUAGAUGCUGCUCAACAGUUUUGUCAAUCUCUCACUUCAUUGCGUCAGCUAUGUUCAUGCAAAGUCUGUCGUCCAAAUGAGUACGAUGAGGGAGACGAUACCACAUUCUGCCUGCUGAAACUGAUCCUAACCGUCUGUACACUUGUUAGAGCUAUGUCGGCUAUCUGCAUGGAGCAAGAGCUCGAGAUUCGACCUACACGCUCGGGUUUGGAGGGCAUAUACCACAGACAGAACAUAAUCGCGUCACAAUUUGACCCGGUCGAUCACGGCUUAAUGAGAUCGUGGCCCGCUGAGGGUAGUCUCAUGCUAGCCCAAAUGCUUUUCGCGGGGCGGCAACACGACAGGGACAUUGGCAUUGUCGAUCCUGUGGCAACCUCACACAGUGGUCUUUGUUUCUCCCUCAAUACUUUGAUGGACAUCACAUCCGAUCCUCAGAAAGCUUGUGUCGUGAGAGUUGUUCCUGGUAGGAUCCAGUGGAACAAUUCCCUGUACGAUAUUGUGUCUGAUCAGAUUUUGAAGCAGGAGGACACAACUGAAAGGACCGGAUAUGAUGCAAUUUCUAUGAAGGUCGUAACGAAAUAUGACGACUGGGAUUAUGCUUCAACUCCCGGCCUCAACGCCGAACUCAUCGUUGAAGAGAACAUCUGGGCGACCACUAGCAUUUCUGCCACCUACAGAAUUACAAGUGCAGCAUUUCCCGGCCGACAUUUCUCGGCAAAGUAUGUGAAUCUCUCAACGGAUUUCAGUCCACCGUAA
Molecule: messenger RNA, 2004 nt
Organism: Fusarium subglutinans
Lineage: Eukaryota; Fungi; Ascomycota; Sordariomycetes; Hypocreales; Nectriaceae
Exons: 2
Coding region: 1-2004 (667 amino acids)
Source: RefSeq, a predicted model, not a curated record